AUGCCCAAUGAUAAAUGGAUAGCCGAUUUGAAAACCGUGCUUCAAGUUGCUAAAGCACGUCUCGAUGUACGUGAAAAGAAGAAAACUGAACAAGUAGCAAAAGAACGAUAUGUUGUUGCUGAUUAUAUUCGCAACAAUAAAGUUCCUCGUGCUCGAAUUGCUGUUGAACAUCUCGUUCGCGAAGAUUACAAAAUUGAAGCAAUGGAUCGUGUUGAAGCUUAUCUUGAUACGCUUCUUAUGAGAAUGCAAUUGAUCAAAGAUCGUCCAAAAAAUGGUUCUGUUGAUCCAGCUAUAGAACAACCAUUAGCGAAUGUUUUAUGGGCUGCACCAUUUCUUACACAAGAUAUUCCUGAACUUGGUCAACUAACUCUAAUGUUUAAAAAACAUUUUGGACCAGAAUAUGUCGCAAUGUGUGAACAAAAUAAAAUUGGAAUGGUUGAUGUUGAUCUUUUACGUUGUUUAAGUUGCGAUCUUAUUCCGAAAUUACUUAUUGAAAAAUAUUUAGUGGAAAUUUGUCGAAGUCAAAAUGUUCCAUUUGAACCCGAUUCAACUAUCAUGGCUCAGGAUGAAUUUUGGACGAUUGGACAACGUUAUGUUCAAUCAACACCUACUACUGAUGAAAAAAAAUUACCACCACCACCACCGGCAUCAUCAGGUGGAGGAGCUUCAUCCGCGGGUGGUAGUGGCGGUGGUGUUGGAGGUCGUAUGGAAUAUCCAGUUGUUCCAUCAGCUCAACCAAGUGCACCUAUGUAUGAUAAACCACCUCUGGCUUAUGUAGGUCCUCAACCUCAAUAUCCAAACAUUAAUUUUGCGCCAUCAAUACCACCCCCAUCGUCAUCCUCAAAUGCACCACGUCUUGGUUUCAAUAUGGAUCACAGCCCUAAAGUACCAUUUCAUGAUCCAUUUCCGCAAGUUCCCAAUUCAAAUGAUCAAUCAACACCUCCUGCUCCUCGUGGAGGUUCAGAUGAUCCUGGUUUUGAUGAUUUAGCUCGGCGAUUUGAAGAUUUAAAAAAUCGAAAAUAA
Rotaria socialis is the source of this 1023-nucleotide messenger RNA. NCBI's taxonomy places the organism in Eukaryota, Metazoa, Rotifera, Eurotatoria, Philodinida, Philodinidae. The record is from the annotation of a GenBank genome assembly.